Molecule: messenger RNA, 3543 nt
Organism: Fragaria vesca subsp. vesca
Lineage: Eukaryota; Viridiplantae; Streptophyta; Magnoliopsida; Rosales; Rosaceae
Product: protein HIRA-like
Exons: 10
Coding region: 1-3117 (1038 amino acids)
Biological process (GO): DNA-templated transcription; chromatin remodeling; regulation of DNA-templated transcription
Cellular component (GO): nucleus; HIR complex
Molecular function (GO): protein binding; nucleosome binding
Source: RefSeq, a predicted model, not a curated record
AUGAUUGCGGAGAAGCCCAGUUGGAUUAAGCACGAAGGACUGCAGAUAUUCUCCAUUGAUGUUCAGCCCGGUGGGCUCCGGCUCGCCACUGGCGGCGGCGAUCACAAGGUGCGAAUAUGGAACAUGAAAUCUCUUGGCCGGGAUAUGGAAAUUGAGGACUCAACUCAGAGGCUACUUGCAACCCUCCGUGAUCACUUUGGUUCUGUUAACUGUGUUAGGUGGGCAAAACACAGUCGUUAUGUUGCAACAGGAUCUGAUGAUCAAGUGAUUUUAAUUCAUGAGAGGAAGCCUGGUUCUGGAACUACUGAGUUUGGCAGUGGAGAACCCCCUGAUGUUGAGAAUUGGAAAGUUAUAAUGACUUUGAGAGGGCAUACUGCAGAUGUGGUGGAUCUUAAUUGGUCUCCAGAUGACUCGAUGUUGGCCAGUGGAAGUUUAGAUAAUACCAUUCAUAUCUGGAAUAUGAGCAGUGGUAUUUGCACUGCUGUUCUUAGGGGUCACUCUAGCCUGGUUAAAGGAGUUACUUGGGAUCCCAUUGGCUCCUUCAUAGCAAGUCAAUCAGAUGAUAAGACUGUAAUUAUUUGGAAGACAAGCGACUGGAGUCUUGCUCACAGGACUGAUGGCCACUGGGCAAAAUCACUUGGAUCUACCUUUUUCAGGCGUCUUGGAUGGUCACCUUGUGGUCACUUCAUUACUACUACUCAUGGAUUCCAGAAACCAAGGCAUUCAGCACCUGUUCUUGAGAGAGGCGAAUGGUCUGCCACAUUUGACUUCCUAGGACAUAAUGCUCCUAUAAUCGUUGUGAAAUUUAACCAUUCAAUGUUUAUGAGGAAGUUUACCAAUGCUCAGGAAGGCAAAACUGCUUCUGCGGGGUGGACUAAUGGGGCUUCGAAGACAGGGGGGAAAGAACCACAACCUUAUAAUGUUAUUGCCAUUGGGAGCCAGGACCGGACAAUAACUGUAUGGACGACUGCAAGCCCACGUCCUCUAUUUGUAGCGAAGCAUUUCUUUACCCAAAGUGUUGUGGAUUUGUCCUGGAGCCCUGAUGGUUAUUCGCUCUUUGCAUGUUCUUUGGAUGGUUCGGUGGCUACUUUCCAUUUUGAGGUUAAAGAACUUGGUCACCGGUUAAGUGAUGGAGAACUAGAUGAGUUGAAGAGAAAUCGGUAUGGUGAUGUUAGAGGUCGGCAAGCAAACUUAGCUGAAAGCCCAGCACAGUUAUUGCUUGAAGCAGCUUCUGCUAAGCAAGCGGCAGGCAAAAAGGUCUCUCUGGAUGUUCAACAAAAUCAUACACUUGAAAAAACUUCUGCUCAUGUGGGGGUUGCAACAAAAGCUUCUGAGAGCCAUCUUGAUGAUAUGAAGAAGAGUGGAGGUGCUGCAGCUGAUAGUUUAAAUAAAGUUUCGAUGGCUACCCGAAUUUCCGGUCCUGUGAAGCAAAGAGAAUAUAGACGCCCUGAUGGUAGAAAAAGGAUUACACCAGAAGCAGUUGGAGUGCCUUCUCAGCAGGAAAAUAUCUCUUUGGGGACUCGGUCCCAAGCACUUGAAUUUCAUCCAAUGUCUUCUGAUCAAAGGAAGGAUGAUAAUGGUUUAGUUGUUGCUGAUAGUGGCAUUAGGGAAACUUCUUUCAGAGGAACACUUGGUCGAAUCACUGAUACGAAGGAGAGAUAUGGGGCCACUGCAAGAGCUAUGAUUACCGAAAGUCUGGUUAUUGAGAAGGUUGCUGCUUCUUCAAGCAGAGAUGAAAGCAUGAAUGUGGAACAAACGGGAAAUGUGAAGGCGUGUAACUCACUAGGCUCUACUAGUUCUAUUCUUUCAAUUAGAGUGUUUGAUAAGAAAGAGUGGGAAGAUACUGUGCCAAUUUGUUUGGAAGCUCGACCUUGGGAACAAGCUGCAAAUGAUGUGUUUGGCAUGGGAAAUACAUUUAUCACAAAAGAAACAGAAAUUACUUGCACAAGGGGGUUGCAAACUCUUUGGUCUGAUAGGAUAUCUGGGAAAGUCACUGUUUUAGCUGGAAAUGCGAACUUUUGGGCUGUUGGUUGUGAAGAUGGAUGCAUACAGGUUUACACAAAGUGUGGGAGACGUGCUAUGCCAACUAUGAUGGUAGGAUCUGCUGCAAUAUUUAUUGAUUGUGAUGAGUGCUGGAAGUUGUUUUUGGUCACAAGAAAAGGAUCUUUGUAUCUGUGGGAUCUAUUCACGCGAAACUGUCUCCUUAACGACUCCUUGGCAUCUCUAGUUACUCCAAACCAGAACACAUCUGCAAAAGAUGCAGGCACAAUCAAAGUCAUUUCAGCCAAACUAUCAAGAUCUGGAUCACCUAUUGUUGUUCUUGCCACUCGCCAUGCAUUCCUCUUCGACAUGGGCCUUAUGUGUUGGCUUAGGGUUGCAGAUGACUGCUUUCCAGGGUCAAAUUUUGCAAGCUCCUGGAAUUUAGCUUCAACUCAGAGUGGUGAGCUGGCUGCAUUGCAGGUUGAUGUUAGGAAAUAUUUGGCCAGAAAGCCAGUUUGGAGCAGGGUGACUGAUGAUGGAGUACAGACACGUGCCCAUUUGGAAGCUCAGUUGGCUUCUUCACUGGCUUUGAAGUCCCCUACCGAAUACCGCCAAUGUCUGCUAUCAUACAUACGGUUCCUUGCAAGAGAAGCAGAUGAGUCCCGCUUACGAGAAGUCUGUGAGAGUUUUCUUGGACCUCCGACCGGGAUGAUAGAAAAUACAACUUUACAUUCGCAGAACUUGGCAUGGGAUCCUUGUGUGCUUGGAAUGAAGAAGCACAAACUCUUACAAGAAGACAUCCUUCCAGCAAUGGCUUCAAAUAGGAAAGUCCAACGAUUGCUAAAUGAGUUCAUGGAUCUCAUUUCUGAAUAUGAAAAUGUUGAAACAAAUAUAGAGAGAAGAUCUCACAAUUCACCAACAGAAAAUGCACCAGCAGCUGAAUUAAUGGACUCUUCACCAACGGUGACAAAUCAAGUGAUCUCGGUACCUGCAGUAACAGAUCAAAUGAAGUCUGUUCACGCUUUAACUGGCCUAGUGGACUCCUCCCAGGUAGCAGUAAAUCUAGUAAAUUCUGCUCCACUAGCAAAGGAGAAAAUUGUUUCAGAUCAACCAACCACCAGUGUACAAUCAAGUUAGUCUUUCCCCACAAGAUGCAGGUUCUUGAUUUUUGUGUCUUAUACAUUCAAAGAAAAUGUCAGAUAUAGGGCUUGCUAACAUUAGUUUAACAGCAGUUCUUUUGAAGAAUGACAUGAGUAUAUCUUUCAUCCGUUUGACCAAUGACAGAUUUGAGUUAUGCUCAGAUGCUGCAAUUGGUUAUGUGACAUAGAAUGGCAGCUUAAAAAUAUGCCGUUCAGAUUAUGAGUCUCUUUGCACCUGUAGUCUGUGUAAAGAUUGUUGGAUGUUCUUUUUUGUACAGCAUAAUCUUUCCUAUAAGAUAGCUAGCUACAGUUCAGAUUUCAAACCGAUCCCUGUACAAUGUUUAAGUUGUGGCGUUUUCUUCUACAAUCCAAUGUUCAGAAUCAGCAACAAUUGGCUACAUUAAGGGCAUUAUUAAAGGUUGUA